AUGAGGCGCUUCUCGACCGCAGUCACCAUCACAGACCCGCUGGUCAAAUACCAGACAUUGGUCAAGUCUGGCAUAUACUCGCCCGACCCGGCACAGCACCGGCUGGCUAGACACCUGCGAGACAUUUACCUGCGCGUCAAAGACUACUCGCCACAGGUCGAGUACAAGCAAAGGCUCCGCGAAGUAGCCCGUCUGACCGAGACGAGGAUCCCAGAGGACGACGAGGCGCAUGGUAUCCUUGCCCUGAAAAACCAUGCCAUCUGGCGCAACCCACUCUUCAAGCACUUGCUGCCGGCCAGCGAGUCGCGGGACAGCCUGGCCCUGACUAGGGUACUGAACAGCCAUGAGAUGGCCAUCGAGAUUGACUCUCCAAAGGGGCUCUUCUUGUCUGGCGAAGUGGGCACCGGAAAGUCAAUGUUGCUGGAUCUCUUAGCGGACGGCCUGCCAACCCACCGCAAGAGGAGGUGGCACUUUAAUACAUUUAUGCUCUACACGCUCUCGCAGCUGGAGAAGCACAGAGAAACUUACAGGAACAACUCUGCGGCCAACUCUGAGUAUUCCAUUGCCUGGAUGGCAAAGAAGCUCGUCGACGAAUCGCCCAUACUCUUCUUGGACGAGUUCCAGCUUCCGGACCGGGCGGCCAGCAAAAUCCUCAGCCACCUCUUCAUCGCCUUCUUCCAGCUCGGCGGGAUCCUGGUCGCCUCCUCUAACCGCAUGCCUGAGGAGCUCCAAAAGGCCACUGGCGUAGACUACGCACCGGGUCCGGCGCGGGGGUUGAUGAGCAAGAUCUUUGGUGCCCGCGGGAGGGGGGAGCUCUACGGGCCGAGCAGCGACUUUGCAAAUUUUCUCGAGGUCCUCAAAGCAAGGUGCGACUUUUGGCAGAUGGAAGGCGCCCAGGACUGGAGAAGAAAGGAAGAGCUUGACAGCCCCGAGACUACGAUGAGCGACCGAGCUGCUACGUUCACCGUCGCCACAGAGCCUGCAAGCGCCGCGAAUCCUACCAACACCCCAGAAGACAAGGGCGAGGCACGAAAGCGCCCGUACUUCUACUAUCUCCUGGGUGAGGAAGACGCUUCUUGGCAGGAGAGCAUUCGAAACGCCCUUUCUUGGACAGGCGCUGAGGCAGUCCCCUGGGGCCCUUCGACCCGCGUCGUCUACGGACGCAAGGUCAUCACUCCGCUGCACCACGAAGGCCACGUCUUCUGGGAGUUUGACAAGCUGGUCGAGUCCUUCGGGCCGGCAGACUACAUCUCCAUGGCCUCCUCGUACCACACAUUCAUCAUCGACAAGGUGCCGGUCCUGACAGUCCUCCAAAAGAACGAGGCGCGGCGCUUCAUCACCUUGCUCGACGCGCUCUACGAGGCGCGCUGCAAGCUCGUCAUCCGGGCGGCGAGCCCGCCGGACGACCUAUUCUUCCCCGAGACGCCACGCAGCGCCGCCAAAGAUGCAAGCAGCAAGGGAACCACCGGCGCCGAAGACGCAGACGGCGACGCCACCUACUCCGAGACCGUGGCCGAGGUAUACCAGGACCAAAUGGCCCCGUUCAGGCCCAACGUGUCGUACUACGACACCCGGUCCGCGACGGCCAGGUACGACCCGGACCAGGACUCCGACUUUGGCCUGCAGAGCCAGAGCCAGCGGCAGGGUGGCGUCGUCGACUUUGGCAAGACGGGCGCCUUUACGGGCGAGGACGAGCGCUUCGCGUACAAGCGCGCCACAUCGCGGCUGUGGGAGCUGUGCAGCGCGCGAUGGCACUCGCGGACGGGUGACUGGUGGCAGCCGCUGCCGGCCGCGGCGCGGCACUGGGAGGGCGGCGCCGUGUCUCUCCCGAUAGGGGAGCACGUCGCGGUGAGGAGUGAGAGCACCGGCGAGGGCAUGGGCGAGAGCGUGGAGGUUGAGGAGCUGGCGGGGCUGUCCAAGUGGAGGGUCGAGCAUUUCAGGAAACAAAGCGAAUGA
This is a messenger RNA of Purpureocillium lilacinum, 1956 nucleotides long. RefSeq lists its product as uncharacterized. NCBI's taxonomy places the organism in Eukaryota, Fungi, Ascomycota, Sordariomycetes, Hypocreales, Ophiocordycipitaceae. Gene Ontology annotation, cellular component: mitochondrion; cytoplasm. The record is from RefSeq and is a predicted model, not a curated record. Gene Ontology annotation, molecular function: ATP binding; ATP hydrolysis activity.